Messenger RNA from Panicum virgatum (switchgrass), 1146 nucleotides. Its product is annotated as synapsin-1-like. Lineage: Eukaryota; Viridiplantae; Streptophyta; Magnoliopsida; Poales; Poaceae. The transcript has a single exon. The record is from RefSeq and is a predicted model, not a curated record. The coding region runs from base 144 to 782 and encodes 212 amino acids.
AGCGGAACGGAGCGAGCGUUACACGCUAAACAAGGGAAACGCCGCGCCGUUCGCUCCCCACCGUCCACGCCGCCCGCGUCUCCUCCAGACCCGGCCGCCCACUCGCCACCGGGCCGCUCUUUAUAGCCGUCCACGCGCCCCGCAUGCACGCACGCAAGCAGCCAAGCCCUCUUCCUUCCCCUCGCGCGCGGCCCGAACGGAGCGUGAGUCUCGCCGCGGCCGAGAUAGAGGUACAAGGGGAUCGAUCGCGUCGCGGCGAUCCGUCCCGCUGCGGAUCGAUGGAGGUGAAGGUGUCCGGAUCAGGCGACGCGGCGCGGGGCGCGUCGUCCCCGACCGCCUCCGGCGCCAAGAAGCGGCCGCCCAGCCGGCUGCAGAAGCAGGCGCCGGCGUCGCUGCAGCUGGAGCAGGGCGCCGCCGGUGCGGGGCCGGGAGCGGGGGCGUGGGGCGACGGGAGGGCGAUCCCGCUCCUGUCGCCGCUCGUCACGUCGCCCGCGACGUCAGUGUGGGAGGCGGACCGGUCGGGGGCCGGCAGGAGGGAGGGAGGCGGGGAACAGGCCGACGGGAGGAACGGUGGGGAGCAGCAGCAGCGUGGCGCCGCCCGGCACGGCGGCAGCGGGGAGCGCCAGGCGCACGACGCGUCCCCCAGGCCGUCCGCGACCGCGCCUGCGGCCGGUGGGGGAUGGCGGCACCCGGCGCUCACGACGCCGGUUGCGGAGCCGGCGUCCCUCGUGCCCUUGUUCAAGUCGCAGUGCGCGGUGGAGGCGCGCAGCGCGCCGCAAUGAAGGAAGGCGGCUGCUCGACCACCAGACGACAGGCGCUCUCAUGGCAGGAGCCGCGGCGACGAUGAAGCCGCCGGCUCUCUCAUCUUGGCCGGCGGCGUGAUCUCUCCGCUAGCUUUGGCUGUGUAAUGUGCUUGCAGGUCUUUGUGAAUACUUCAACCCUCUCUGGUUUCGGCGAUGGCUUGAUGUUUGGGAAACUGUCCAUGUGACAUGGCUUCUCUAGCUUAGUCAUUAGCCAUUGUUGACAUGAUCUAAUAAAGCAUUGGCAUUCAGCUAAGGGCACGGACAACGGUUGUUCCCAAGCUGUCUAUGUAGUGCCAGGUUUCACAGUUAAAUGAGGGGAGGGAACCAUGCCACAUCGUCUCCA